CUCUGGAUUUUUAUCUGAUCCUCAACUCCUCUGAUUGUGUACAAAUUCAAUCAGUAUGCUCUUUAAUCCUGCCUCUAAGUCAUUAAUAAAUUGUUAAACAGUGCUGGAAACAGAAUGGACACCUGUAGAACCUCACCUGAGAUCCCCCGUCUGUCUGAAAUCAAUCCGCCAGUAGCUAUUCUUUGCUUGCAGUGAUUCAGUCUAUUAUGUAUCCACUUAGAAGUUAUGUCUGCCUCAUGUUUCUCCAGUUAACUUAUGAGAAUAGUAUGUGGGACCAUGUCAGAAACUACUUACCAAUGUUCAGGUUGCCUUCAUGACCUUGACUUUGUUCCCUAUUCGACUCUUUUUUGCUGUUUCUAUGAUGUUAGUUGCCUGGUUUUUUGCAUUUAUUGCUUUAUUGGGAUAUAACGAGAAGGAACUUGAAAAGCCUCGGUGCUGGUGGCGAAAGGCAGUGCAUUGUUUGCUGAAAGCACUCAUGAGAACUAUGUGGCUUGCUGGUGGAUUUCAUUGGGUAACUGUAAAGGGCAGGCAGGCAUCACCAACAGAAGCAGCCAUUCUCACAGUGGCUCCGCAUUCUUCAUACUUCGAUGCUAUUUCUGUGACCAUGACCAUGGCCUCCAUUGUGAUGAAGGCAGAAAGCAAAGAUAUUCCUGUCUGGGGAACUCUAAUUAAAUACUGCCGGCCGGUAUUUGUGUCUCGGUCAGACCAGGAUUCUCGCAGGAAAACAGUUGAAGAGAUAAAGAGACGUGCUCAGUCAGGCAAAUGGCCCCAGAUAAUAAUAUUUCCUGAAGGCACUUGCACAAACAGAUCCUGUUUAAUUACCUUCAAGCCUGGUGCAUUUAUCCCUGGAGUUCCUGUACAGCCAGUAGUUUUACGGUAUCCUAACAAACUGGAUACAAUCACAUGGACAUGGCAAGGACCAGGAGCGAUGGAAAUACUAUGGCUUACCUUGUGUCAGUUUCACAAUUCUGUGGAAAUUGAGUUUCUACCUGUGUAUGUCCCUUCAGAAGAGGAAAGAAAGAACCCAUCUUUGUAUGCAAACAACGUCAGGCGGGUAAUGGCAGAGGCCUUAGGAGUUCCAGUGACAGACUACACAUUUGAAGACUGCUGUCUAGCUUUGGCUGAAGGACAGCUCCGUCUUCCUUCAAACACUUGUCUCCUGGAAUUUGCAAAGCUUGUGAGAAGUCUUGGGCUGAAACCAGAAAAGCUUGAAAAAGAUCUUGAAAAAUAUUCUGAAAGUGCCAAAAAGAUGAAAGGUGCAGGGGUCAGUCUUAAGGAAUUUGCUGCAUACUUGGAAGUUCCAGUUUCUGACAUAUUGGAGAACAUGUUUGCCCUUUUUGAUGAGAAUGAAGAAGGCAUAAUUGACCUGCGGGAAUUUGUGAUUUCUCUAUCAGUAGUAUGUAGGCCAUCUAAAGCUUUGGAAACGAUUCAGUUGGCAUUUAAGAUGUAUCAGUCAGAAAAUGGAACUAUAGUAGAAGACAAUUUAGCUUGCAUUCUGAAGACUGCCAUGGGUGUGUCAGAACUCAAUGUAACAAACCUCUUCAGAGCUAUAGAUGAAGGGGAGAAAGGAACAAUCACAUUUGAUGACUUCUACAGGUUUACAGAAAUGUAUCCAGACUUUGCAGAAGAGUAUCUCUACCCUGACCAAACAGGAGUUGAGAGCAGUUUGGAGACUUCCUCUCUUCCAGCCCCUAAUGGCUUCUGUACUGACUUCAGUCCUGAAAAUGCUGAAGAUAAAAAGAAUCCCCAGAAGAAGAAACUGAAUUGAUACUACAAACACCACAUUCCUCUCCUGGAGCAUUAUUCCAGUCAUGCUUGGAUUCAGAUUAAGCUAGCUACUGCUCAUUUGGGUGCAUUCUUUUUGCAGGCGUUGUGACAACUGGUGAGGACGCUGACUCUUUUCAAAGAAACUAUUCAGCUGAGGCCACUGGCUGUGCAGUCUGUGGUGUCUCAUCACUUCUCCAAGUAGCCUCAUGUAGAUACUGAAAAGCAGCUGGGAUCAAAAUAGAACCUUGUGUGACCUACAUGUGAACAUCCUUAAAACAUCACCCUCCUCUGGGAUGAGUUGAGAAGAAUGCUGCCUAUUGUAUCGUAGCAAUAUCUUAUGAAUGGCUUGGCAGCACCUUCUGAUAAAUUUGUGUUUUAAAACAUAAACGGGUUAGAUAGUAUGAAAUUUAGAAAGUUUGCUGUAGCCAUAAGAGGAUCAUCCAUUAUAGCUCCUAGGGCUUGCCUCUGUGACUAUUUCAUGCAUCAUGUGUGGAGGUUCAGGGAGACCAUUACAUUCAUCAGGGACGGUGGCAGGCAUGCCUCUUUCAAGACAGUGUUAAUAACUUCUAUUCUUACCAAGAGGGGCUGUACCUUAAGUUGCAUGUAAUGGCUCAAACACUUUUUUAGGGCUCCUUUAUCCACUGUAACAGGACCAAACUGGGAUGGCUGAUGCUUUCUGUUUUAAAUUUUUGUAGUAAGCUUAAAUUUCUAUGAAAGGGAGGAGAGCUUUUUGCAUGGUUGAUUCUUUGGUCUGAGGCUUAUUUCUGUAAUCUGGAUUUACUUUUAUGUUUCUUUGGCAAAAUAAUAUCACCUUGUAAUUUACCGCUGGAAGAGCAGGGAACGGGCUUCCACAUCCUUUAAUUGUGUGAUAGUAGUGUGAUCUUUUACUAAACCCAUUGUGUUGUCAGCAUAUUGGUUUUGUGUAUGUGCUGGAGUCCGCUGGUUUCGUUUGUCUGACAUUAAUUCAUUGAUGAGCCAUCUCUGAGAUCAGGGCAAGGGAGGGGCAGUUGUUUAUGGCUACACUGUAUUGCUGACUGGUUAUCGGUUGUUACAGUAUCAUCAACACAGCCUUCAUGAGUGAGUAAUUGACACUUGUAGAAAUUGCUGAACAGUUGAAGGAUUCAGCAUCUUUGAUAAGUCAGCGAGCUCUUCUUGGUAGGAUAGGGAGAUGACCAUUAUCCUUGUUUGAAUGAAGUAGCAGUUUGUGGUGAAGAAGGUAUAUUUUGUGUAUCUUGAAUUCUCUACUAGGCUGAAGAUCAGGUCUUGGGUCUUACGUUGUGCUGGCCUGGAUUGAGCCGCCUUGAGGCUGUUACCCAAAUUUUAAAAUCUGGGGAGAAAAUAACCUUCUAGCUAUUAUUAUGUUUUUCAUUUAAAACCUUGAAAAUGAAAAUUGUCACCCUUGUUGUUUAAGACAUUUUUGUCUGCUAGAAAUGUUAACAACUCUAAAAGGUGUAAAUUCAGUGCUUCAUCUCUCUGAGCUAUAAAGACAGUGAGACCCCCAGCAAUGAUGAUUUAAAUAUCAGCCAACCCUUUUUGUGGUCAAGGCAGGUAAGGAAGGAAAGCAAAAAAUAUAUUAAGAAAGUUUGGAUAAUGUACUACAAAUGUGACAGUCCAUUUAGGGCCAUGAAUGAGGAGCGUUUGAGAGUAGCAACACUUGUCCCUGUUUUCAAUUUUGACCAAUGGAACUGAAAAUCAGAGGGGGGGGGGGGCGCAGAACAGAGAUUGCACUUCUGAUUUUCACCAAGACCAAAACAAUCCCACAAGCAACAAAGCUGUCCCACUGACCUGUCUGGUCCCUUUCCAGAAUCAUGUGAACCUGGUUUGCUCUAAUGCUGGUCUGUGGCCCAGUCUCCUCCUUUCCUGACUCCUGUUCGUGCUGUUCAUCUUUUCUGCUUGUGGCUGGUUGUAGUCUCAAACAGACAUUCCUGCAUCUCUUUGGCUUGGGUCAUGUUCACAAGCUUUUCUUCACAUUUUGGAAUGAGGGUUUAUAGACUUUUUUUAAAAAUGAGAUUCUGAUGCCAUUGCAGGACUCUGGCAACCAUGGUCCCAAGCACGUGACUGUUCAGGCCUGUGUCAUUAUCAGUAAUAAUACCACUGCUUUCCCUCCAUAAUUCAAGCCUUAUAUACGUAUCCAUCUGAGUGAGAGAAAUGAAAGUGUGUUUCUAUGUAAGACAAGAAUUUGGAUGUUGAAAUUCUUGUUUGUUUUUUCUUUUUUUAAAAAAAGAGAGACAUUCUGGAUGAUGUCUAUUUUGUAAUAUUUUCUGGCUUCCUUUUCACAUCAUUACUUUAGUUGGCAGGUGCCUAUUGCCAUAAGAAUGCAAUGUGGAUAAAAUAACUUGGGACAAUAGUUUGUCCUUACAGAUGCUGGAGAAAGCGAAAACUAUAAUACUUUACAUGCUACUAUAGUAUUGGGUAUACAAUUCAUUUGAUUAUUGGUCAUUUCUAAGUCUCUGAACAUAUAUGGGGAGAAAAUCCCAGAUACAUGUCUUUUGUCAUUAUCUAGCAUGAAAACAGUUUUGUAUUUCAAAUGUUGAAUAAACUUGUAAAGUUCUUGUAUGUUCUAAGUAUAUAUUUUUGUCAUACAUGUUGUCUUUUACUGUAAAAAUCCAACUAGAUAUUUCUUAUAUUUUGGAAGGGAUGUCUAAGCACGUCGUUUAUUGUGACUGCUGGCCUAACCAGAAAAGCAAUUUUUUAAAGGACAACCUAAAACUGAAUCGUGUUUUUAAAAGUAUGUAGAAUAGAAUUCCUUAAAUUUUAACUUGAGACUCAUUAGCAACUGUAUAUAUACUUAGAGAAAAAAAGCUGCUUGUCUACAUGGUAAUUUGUAUUAGUGAAUUAUUUUCAUUAAAAUUAUACUGCUUUCUGUAAUAAUUUUUCAAGGGUAUUUAGAGAGGUCCAUGAAAAUUAUGCAUCAGUAAGUGUUUAGCAUUAGAACUCAGAAAUGUAGAAAUCUAUUUAAAGUAGAAGCAUUUGUAUCCUGAAAGAGGAUGAAGUUAAGCAUCUACUAACUUUGUAUAACGUACUAUUUUAACUUCAAUGGUGCAGCAUUAUGAUGCUGAAAGUAUUUCAGAGAUCUGUUCAGUGGGACCAUUUUUUAAAUCUUUUGUAAUUCCCAAUCUCUCUCCAGGCAUGAAAUAAAUUCUCUUUUGGAAGAAUUAUCAACCAAGUUAAAGUUUAAAAAAAAAAAAAAAAAAUAUUCUGGAAAUUUUUUUUAAAUCUCACGAAUUACUUCUAAACUGCCAUCAAAAUAUGGCUAUUUGUAGAUUUUGACAAACACUACUGCAUUUUUUUAAAUGAAAUGUGAAUUUAAAUUGUUGAGAGAGCUGUUAAUUGUUCAAAUAAUCAGUUUGGUAACUUGCGUGCAUGUGUGCGUGUUCCAUUACAUCUGUAUUCAAUAUAGGCACUGCCAUGAACAGAACACUUUUAGUUGAUGCUGUGACUUGUGCUUAUAUGGCAAGUCCUAUAUUCAUAUUCAGGAAAGCCAGUUUUGUAAGAAGCCACAUAAUGGGUAUUGUGGUCUUGUUCCAGCUUACAGUUGACUUCAACAGUGCUGGAUCAAGCCUUUUGUGAUUGUAUAUCGAUAUGCACACUGCCAACGAGUCCUUGCUAUUGUUAAAUCCCUGGAACGUAAUAACAGCAUAUACUGCUAAUGAGAGGAAGUGUCCUAAACUUUUUUUCUGUUGCCGAUUUUCCCCUGUUAACAGGCUUUUAAGGUAUAUGUAUAUAGACCGUUAUCUUUGCACUGGACUGAAUUAUAUUUCAUAAUUAAGCAAAAAAGAAAAGAAGAAAA
Messenger RNA from Gavialis gangeticus (Gharial), 5557 nucleotides. It is a transcript of the gene LPCAT1, whose product is annotated as lysophosphatidylcholine acyltransferase 1. The transcript is spliced from 15 exons. Lineage: Eukaryota; Metazoa; Chordata; Crocodylia; Gavialidae. Gene Ontology annotation, molecular function: calcium ion binding. The record is from RefSeq and is a predicted model, not a curated record. Bases 314 to 1768 code for a protein of 484 amino acids.